Molecule: messenger RNA, 1078 nt
Organism: Erythranthe guttata (spotted monkey flower)
Lineage: Eukaryota; Viridiplantae; Streptophyta; Magnoliopsida; Lamiales; Phrymaceae
Product: Nucleolar histone methyltransferase-related protein
Source: RefSeq, a predicted model, not a curated record
UGAUCAGACGCCACGUGUACAACGAGGGAAUAUUACGCCUCGAAUGGGUAUUGGUUACAGCACUGGCAUGCAUUCAAACUAGUUUCCUCUUUGAAGCCUGUUUGCCUCCUGCACCCAUAAUCACCCUUACUCAUCUCCUUACCCAUUUUUAGCCUUAUAAAAAACCAAGUCUUUUUGUACUAUCUCAACUGUGUUUUCCCACUGUGUGCUUUCUUCUACUGUGAGUUGUGCGUGAAAGCUGAAGAAAUUUCAGAGAUGCCGCCGAGAGGCAGACCCAGAAAGCCGCGCCUCACGCGAAUGGAUGCGGCGGUCGACGCAAUGGGGCAGUUAGGUUUCCCGCAGGACAAAGUGAAGAAAUACGUCAAAGAACUUCUCAAGGAAUACGGUGGAGUCGACUCAUGGCCGUUCAUUGAGGAAUGCUCGUAUAAAGAACUAAUUGAGGCCAUGCUUCGGGGUGAUAGUGAAGAGAAUGAUCAAGAGCAAGCUGUCAAGCAUGAAAACUUGAUGGAGGAUGAAAACCCUGAAGACGAUGCUCCGGUUGAAGAUAUUGCGGGCCCCUCUGGUACAGCUGUACAAGAACCUACACUAGCAGCCCCUCAAAUCACCAAUGUGCCAGCUCAAGAAGAAAUCGAUAAUGCUUGGAAAGACAUUCUUCCAUGUCAGAGCGAAGGUAGUGCACAAGAUGACAUAGGGACAGAGACGAAAGAACAUAGUUCGAGGAACGAUCCUCCAUCUUCGGCCAAUAACGUUCCGACACGUAGGCGCCUGCCUUGCUAUGGGUGGAUCGAGAGCGACGAAGAGGAUGACGUUGAUGAUUUCAUUGUUCUGAAAGCUGCAGUGCCUCGAGAAGUUUCCAAAAGUCCGAUCGAUGUGAAUAAGUCAACGGGAAGACGCGAGUCAAGGUGGGAUCGAUGACCGGAAUUUUUAACACUCUCCUUUAAUUUCUUUCUUUUUUCUUUUUUGAAUUUGAGUUGAAAACUUCUCCACGUACUUGGAUUAGUGUAUGAAUGAUCUAUCUAAUAUGUAGUUAAUUCUACAUUGUGUGUGUGUUUUUUUUUUAUUAAUUCAUUAUUAUUAU